This is a messenger RNA of Osmerus eperlanus (European smelt), 4766 nucleotides long. It is a transcript of the gene slc38a10, whose product is annotated as solute carrier family 38 member 10. NCBI's taxonomy places the organism in Eukaryota, Metazoa, Chordata, Actinopteri, Osmeriformes, Osmeridae. The transcript has 18 exons. Gene Ontology annotation, molecular function: L-amino acid transmembrane transporter activity. The record is from RefSeq and is a predicted model, not a curated record. The coding region runs from base 391 to 3591 and encodes 1066 amino acids. Gene Ontology annotation, biological process: amino acid transmembrane transport.
UUGAAUUCUCACUUCCUGGUUACGCGUUAAGGAAGUAGAAUGGUAGCAAGCUGAAAUUGUAGUUUACUUUAUUAUUACCAUGAAAAUAAUACAAUAUCGUAUUACAUGACCGUAAUGUCGAGAUAACGGUCACAUUUAAACGUACAUGAAAGACGUAGAAGAGUCACAAAACCUACUGCGAGCCGUGGAUAUUAGUGCCACGUCAUUUACUUGCAAGACUGAGUGGGGCACACCCCUAUAAAAGAAAAGCAUUGGUUGGAUUCGGGAGAAAAAAAACUGUGAACUUCGCAACGUGGACUUUCACAAGUCCGUGGACGUUCCCUUCCUUCGUCAUCUUACAUCUUCUCAACAGUUUUUCUAAUUCGGAGAAAAAAAGACUACCUGUCAAAGAUGACAGCGGCGGCUUCAAACUGGGGGCUGAUCAUGAACGUGGUCAACAGUAUUGUGGGAGUUAGCGUGCUCACCAUGCCGUUCUGCUUUAAACAGUGUGGAAUAGUGCUGGGAACUCUGCUCUUGUUCUUCUGCUCCUGGAUGACUCACCAGUCCUGCAUGUUCCUGGUCCACACAGCCAGCAACACCAAGCGCAGGACCUAUGCUGGACUCGCCUUCCAUGCAUACGGCAAACCAGGCAAAGCGCUGGUGGAGACCAGUAUGAUCGGUCUGAUGUUGGGGACCUGUAUAGCCUUCUACGUUGUCAUCGCAGACCUGGGCUCCAACUUCUUUGCUCAGUUGAUGGGCCUGCAGGUGACGUUUGGGUUCCGCGUGCUGCUGCUGGUGGCGGUGUCCCUGUUCAUCGUGCUGCCCCUCAGCCUGCAGAGGAACAUGAUGUCAUCCAUCCAGUCCUUCUCUGCCAUGGCUCUCAUCUUCUACACGUUCUUCAUGUUCACGAUGGUGCUGUCCUCGUUCAAACACGGGCUGCUGGGCGGCCAUUGGCUAGGGCGGGUCAGUUUGGUGCGCUGGGAGGGGGUGUUUCGCUGCCUGCCCAUCUGUGGCAUGGCCUUCGCCUGUCAGUCGCAGGUACUGCCACCUACGACCAGCUGGAUGAGCCCUCUGUCAAGCGCAAUGUCCACCAUCUUCACCUCCUCUCUGAACGUGGUCACCACCUUCUACAUUACGGUGGGCUUCUUUGGCUACGUCAGUUUCACGGAGGACAUAGCCGGGAACGUGCUGAUGAACUUCCCCUCCAACCUGGUGACGGAGAUGAUCCGGGUGGGCUUCAUGAUGUCUGUGGCCGUGGGCUUCCCCAUGAUGAUCCUGCCCUGCCGACAGGCCAUCAACACCAUGCUCUUCGAACAGCAGCAGAAGGAUGGGACGUUUGCUGCUGGGGGCUAUAUGCCUCCUGUGCGCUUCAAGUUGAUCACCCUCUGCAUCGUCUUUGGCACCAUGCUGGGGGGCAUCCUCAUCCCCAACGUUGAGACCAUCCUGGGUCUGACUGGAGCCACCAUGGGCAGUCUCAUCUGCUUCAUCUGCCCGGCGCUCAUCUACAGAAAGAUCCAGAAGAACGGCCUCACUGCACAGCUGGUGCUGUGGGUGGGCCUAGGGAUCCUCCUGAUCAGCACCUUCACCACGCUGUCAAUCUCCUCAUCUGAGCCCGCCCCCCGCCGCAUCCAACCUCCGCCUCCACCCGCCCCAAACAGGGAUUACCUCCAGCACAACAUUAAACUGCCCGAGAAGCCCCUGGUGAAGAAGCCCGCUGAGGGGGUGGAGCGGCCCAAGCCCCCUGCAGAUGGAGGGGCGGGUGUUGUCCGACAGGAGGAGAGGAACAAGCCAGAGCCCCCCCAGAUCAAAGGACCGGUAGAACCAGAGCGGAAGAAGGAGGCGGAGGUGCAGCUGGACAGGCCUGAAGCUGGUGUGGCAGUGCCAGAGAAGGAAGCCCACAGACACGAGCCGCCCAUCCCUCAUGAUGAGGUUCUGAUAGACGAGAGGAAGAACGCAGCCGAGCUGGCGGAGGAGAAGAAUCCUGUUCCAGGAGGAGGGAAAGAGGAGGAGUCUCAGGGGGAUGUGGAGCCAGGGGCGGGGCUUUCACAGGAAGUCGACGACAAGAAGAAGAAGAAGAAGGAGGAAGAAGAAAAGGAGGAGGAGGAGAAACCGAAGCCUGUGGUGGUAAAGAAGAAGGAAGUGGAGGCGGGCGUGGUGGAGUCCAAUGAGGUGCUGGAGAAACCUGAAGCGGGGAAAAAGCAGGAAGUACCCCGAAUGAAAGACGAGGAUAGAGCUGCCCCUGUGAAAGAGGUGCAUGCUGGGAAUGAUCCUGUGGCCGUUGCUGCUGUGGCGCAGGCUGAUGAUGCGGACAAGGCCGCAGAGGCUGCUAGGAAAGGUGGUGAAGUGCCACCUGCUGAAGCAGAGCAUCGUGGGCCACCAGAGGGGGCAGAUGGGAAGGAGGGAGGGGCGGAGGACAAGAUGGAAGUGAUAAAAAAUCUGGUUGCAGAAGGUCAGUUGGACCAUGCCAUGCUGCUGCAGGUGAUCAAGCAACAGCAGGAACAGCAGAAGAGGCUGAUAGACCAGCAGGAGAAACUACUGGCUGUCAUACAGGAACAGCACAAGGAGAUUCAUCAGAAACAACCAGAUGGUGCAGAGGCAGAGGUGGCAGAAGGAGUAGCAGCCAAGAUCAAAGACUCAUCCCAGGUUGGGGACCCCGCCGGAGCUGGAGAUCCACCUGCUGGAGUGCUCGAGACGAACGUCCUGCCCGAGAAUGAAGUACAGCCGGGGGCAGGAAAGGUAGAGGACCCAGCCCUCAGGGUUGUGGUUUCUAAAGAGGAGGUCCCAAAACAGGCUGUGGUGUCAGCAGUGGAGGCCCAGAAGGAGAGAGAGGUGGGUGCCCGGGGGGUGCCACUGGGGGGGCCGAGGGAAGACCCAGUCCAGGCCAAGCCCAAGGACCAGCUAGGCCAGCUUGGAGAGGGAGACACAGCCCUGGAUCGGGAGAAGGAGAAGCUGGAGAGGGAGAAGCUGGAGAAUGCCAUGGCAGAGGGAGAAAGGAUCAAGAAGGAGGUGAAAGCCAGGGUGGAGAAGGAGCGUGUGGAGAGAGAGAAAAGAGAGAAGCUGGAAAAGGAGCAGGAGAUGGAGAAGAUGAGGCUGGAGAAGGAGAGAGCGGAGAAGGAGAGAGAGGAGAAAGAAAAUCUGGAUAGGGAGAGAGCGAAGAAGGAAAAACUGGAAAGGGAGAGAGAGGAGUUGGAUGAGCAGAAGGCAAAACAGGCUGAGGUGGAAAGGGUUGUUCAGGCCAAGGAGGCUGCUGAGGCUGAGGUCGUGGCUGGGGCUGAGCAGGGAGCAGAACCACCGCCUGCCAAGAAGGGGGGUCGUGACCUGAAGGAGAGAGCAGCCCGAGAGAGUGACUCUAGAGGAGUUUCAGAGGAGGGCCCCAAAGCUCCCCACCCCCAGGGCCCCCAGGAGAAUGCUAGAGACCAGGCUGACACGGACCUGAGGAGGAGACGCAGGGCACUGGGAGCUGCUGAGGAGGCUCGGGUGUCCAGAGGAGGGGGGCUGGAGCCCCUGCUAGACUUGGGGGGGUCGGACCUCCAUGCAGUCCUGGAGGGGCAGCUCCUGAGGGGAGCUCUGGUACACACACGCCAGAUCAAACAGACUUCAGACCCAGAGUAAGAAGAGGGUCUGGUGGGGCUGGUCCUGCACACCCUUCCAGCCUCUCUGCCGGUCUCCAUGACCCAUCCUGAGACACAGUCAGACCAAAUGGACCCUCUGUGAGACUGGGCUGAGCUUCUUCUAGGUGACAGGGACUAGGCUGUCCCUUCCUCUUGCGUUCUGUCACUUCCUCUUUUCUGGUAUUAUUCUUAUUCUUCAACCGUGUCUUUCAUAGUGCUUUAAUUAGAAGAUAAUGCAAGGUAAUCUAUGGAUAUUUCAGGAAUUAUAUAAUAUUAAAGAUUUGGCUAUUAAUGUAUAUUAUUCUACCUUACAUACAAAGUCUAUUUGAAUAUAUAUUUGAAUGUAAAUAUUAACUUAUUAAUAAGAGAGAGGGGGGGGUGGAGUUCAAGGCCUGAAUGCUGAAUUGUUUAUUGCUAUGCAAAGACCAUUUUUGGUUUGUGGAUGCUGUGUACCUCCUACAAGCUGACUGACUGUAUUGCAGUCACUUUAUUUCCCAUGGUGUUUCUCAGUUUUCUGCUUUCAUGUUUUCAUUUUACAAAUAUUGUAAUUAUUUUCUAUUCUCUAAAGAUUGUGUUUUAUAUCAAUUGUAUCAUGUUUGUAAAAUGUGAAUUCCUAUGUAAAACAGCAUAUCUUGAGAAUUGUACAUUGCCUUUCUGUUCAUUUAAAAUCUAAAUGUAUUAAGUUCAAGGCAAAAACAAGAUACUUUCUCCUGCUGUAGCUGUAUAUUCUAGCCCCAUCUUACGCACACUGCAUUGCAAUGUCCCUUUAGAAAGUUCUGAUUAAGAUACUGAGUUCCAUACCAAACGUUCCUCUCCACUGGUGCCUUACCUUUAUGCUGCAGAAGUGAUGUUGACAACAGUAUUUAAAUGUGGUCAAAGUUUGCAAAUGUUUGGUCUUUCUGCCUGUGCAUAGGCCUCUCCUUGUUAGUAGAGGGAUUAUUCAAUGUCAAAAUACUGUGUGUAUUGGUUUGCUUGAUAAAGUUGCUAUACUUUUUGUAUAAUUUUGGAACACAUGCUCUGUUGUAGGAUUAGUUUUCUUUGCUUGUGGCUUUUCCCUUGUGUUACAGAUGAUACUGAAGAAAGGGGAAAUUGAACUAAGGGUACUGCUUUGAACUGCUUUAUUUCUUUGUUUCUAAAGACUGUUUUUUUAUGUUGGAAAUAAAGGUUUACAAUGAG